AUGGCGUGUGUAUUGUAUUGACGAGGAGAAUAACGAUGGUCUAAAAAUAGCCCAAGAUAUGGAGAUGAGCAAUCAAGCGCUCCGUGUGCUUGGAUGGGCGGAGUUCAUCGCGCACCCAUCACGGCUACAUACUAUAUUUAGUAACAGUAAAUCAGGGGAGCUAAUCUAUGAUAAGCGCCACGUGAUCAAUCUCACCCAAUCAACGGCAAUUGAUGACGUCAUUGUUGAUGUUUACAAGGACAACGUGGUCCUGACGACCAGCACACAGGAUCAGCUGGCACUAGUGCAUGAGAUGUUCUUGAGGCGGAUGUUGCUGAUGCGCAUCACCAUCUACCACACGGAGAUUUCCAGCAAGUACAGCGUGGAGAGGGUCAGCAUUGUGGAGGAUGAUUUCGCCGUCCUGGUCAACGGUCAACAUCCGUCCAUCCGGCAGCAGAUCGCUUCCGGUUUCCAGGUUUCUAUGAGGUACCUCAACCGGAACCAGCAUUUCUGUUUUGAGCUGGACAUCAGCGAGCUGCUCCUGGACUGGUACAUGGAGGUCAGGGACGCCAUCACGAGCUGUGACGACAUCCACUCGCUUAAGUCUCGCCGGACGAGACUGUGCGUGACCAACCACACCCUCUACAACCACAGCCUCGACUGCAGCCCCAAGUGGAUCCUCUUCCUGUGUAUCUGUUGGGUGCUCUUUGUUCCCUGUUACAAGGUGUACAGGAAGUUGACCUGCGCUGACAUCAGGGUCAAGUUGAAGUGUGACGUCACUUCCGCCACGUAUUACAUCCAUAACGAGGCAACGAGAGUUCAGCUAAAGAACAACAGACGAAACUAUGACACCGUUUGACCGCUCGAGACAACCGGUAUCAGAAGAGAAGAG
Molecule: messenger RNA, 871 nt
Organism: Physella acuta
Lineage: Eukaryota; Metazoa; Mollusca; Gastropoda; Physidae
Source: RefSeq, a predicted model, not a curated record